Molecule: messenger RNA, 1163 nt
Organism: Cynoglossus semilaevis (tongue sole)
Lineage: Eukaryota; Metazoa; Chordata; Actinopteri; Pleuronectiformes; Cynoglossidae
Product: ras-related protein Rab-27B-like
Molecular function (GO): GTPase activity; GTP binding
Source: RefSeq, a predicted model, not a curated record
AGCUGCACUAUGACUGACUGGGGCUAUGACUAUCUGAUCAAGCUGCUGGCACUUGGAGACUCGAGUGUUGGAAAGACAACCUUCCUCUACAGGUACACCGACCACAAGUUCAACCGCAGGUUCACAACCACAGUAGGAAUCGACUUCAGGGAAAAGAGAGUGAUUUACACAGGGACAGGGGCUGAUGGGAUGACAGAAAAUAACUUCAGAAUCCACCUACAGCUGUGGGACACAGCAGGGCAAGAAAAGUUUCGAAGCCUCACCACAGCUUUCUUCAGAGAUGCCAGGGGUUUCCUGCUCAUGUUUGACUUGACCAAUCAACAAAGUUUCCUCAACGUCAGAAACUGGAUGAGUCAGCUCCAGGCAAACGCAUACUGUGAUAAUCCAGAUAUAGUGUUGGUGGGAAUGAAGGCAGACCUACGAAACUUGAGGGAUGUCCAUGGCAGACAGGCCAGGGAUCUGGUCGACAGAUACAGGUGAGGCAGACUUCAGAGGGGUGAGGCCCUAAAAAGUUUAGCAGAAAUAAUAAUAACUGCACGUGCUCUUGUAACAAAACAAAAAAAAAUAGAUAACUUUAAAAAACUCAUAACAAAGACUCGUAACAAAUAAAUAGAUCACAUAACGUAUCUAUCUCACAACUGAUCAAAACAGUUGACAAGGAUGUUGACAUCCAACCCCUGUUUACUGUUAUUAAUGGAAUCUUAAUACCACUUAAAUGUAAAUAGAAAAAAAAGUCAUUUUUUGUGGUAUUUAGGAAGAUUAAAAAGGAAUACAAAUGUAUGAAAACAUGCUGUGUAUAAAAAAUAAAUAAAUCAGGGUAUUUUCCAGUAGAUUCACUCAAUUACUACAGCAGAGUGCUAAUGAGGGUUUUUAAAUAAAGGUAUUCCGCUGCAUUGGGAUGUCAUGAAAUAAAUACGGGAUAAAGUUUAAGUUUUACUUUGAUGUAAUAAAAGUAUAUAUAUACUGUAUAUACAGUGGAUACGGAAAGUAUUCAGACCCCCUUAAAUUUUUCACCUUGUUAUAUUGCAGCCAUUUGCCAAGAUCAUUUAAGUUCAUUGUUUUCCUUAUUAAUGUACACACAGCACCCCAUAUUGACAGAAAAACAGAAUUGUUGACAUUUUUGCAGAUGUAUUAAAAAAGAACAACUGAAAUAUUCCAUGGUC